GGGGACAGUUCGACGCGUCGCGCGACGGUGUGCAGAAGGGCACCACGAAGAGGAAGCAGUUGCAAAGGGGGGAAUUUAUUGGGAUUUUUUUUUUUAACCAUCCCUCCGAUUUGGCUUUCCCCAAAUAGGCGCACAUUUCUCUCUGCACACAACAUAUAUACCGCGCUGCGGCGCUCCAUCACCGCGUUACCUCACACACACGCUCCUUAACAGCUUUACUUCCCACUUCACUGCCAACCGGAGAAGAUGCCGAAAAUUUCGAUGGUGGGCAGCGGGCAGAUUGGAGCCAUCGUGGGCCAACUGAUUUUGAUGGAAAACAUAGGAGACAUCGUUCUGUACGACGUCAUGCAAGGAGUACCCCAGGGGAAGAGCCUCGAUUUGAAGCACUUCAGCACCAUCGUGGGAGUGAAUAAAAACAUACUGGGUACCAACAACGUGCAGGAUAUCAAAGACUCCGAUGUGAUUGUCAUAACGGCAGGUGUGCAAAGGAAAGAAGGCAUGACGAGAGAAGAUCUAAUAGGAAUAAAUGGAAAAAUUAUGAAGAGUGUUGCCGAGUCGGUGAAGGUACACAGCCCAAAUGCCUUCGUCAUAUGUGUUAGUAACCCCCUUGACAUUAUGGUGAAUGUAUUUCAAAAAUACAGUGGACUUCCUCAUGAACAGAUUUGCGGAAUGGCUGGUAUUUUGGAUACCUCUCGUUUUAGAACUCUCUUAGCAGAAAAGCUAAAAGUGGCUCCGCAGAACGUCAGUCAGGUGUUGUUGGGAGGACAUGGAGAUCUGAUGGUCCCUCUGGAAAGGUACUGCUCCAUUUCAGGUAUCCCCCUAUCCGAAUUUGUAAAAAAGAACCUCAUAUCGAAGGAAGAAAUUAAUGAAAUUGUUAAGCAGACGAGAGAUAUGGGUUCCCAAAUUAUUAAACUCGCUAAAUCGUCUGCCACCUUUGCUCCUGCUGCUGCCAUUGUGAAGAUGAUCAAAUCGUUUUUGUUCAAUGAGAGUCAGCUGUACACUUGUGCCGUUUACCUGAAUGGCCUCUACAACUGCUCCGACUUGUAUGUGGGGACCACGGCCAUUAUCAACAGCAGCGGUGCCAAGCCAAUCGAGUUCGCGCUCACGCAGGAGGAGCAGCAGCUUUACGACAAGUCCAUCGCCUUCGUGCGCGAGCACACGCAGAAGGCCUUCGCGCUCAUCAACUGA
Messenger RNA from Plasmodium vivax (malaria parasite P. vivax), 1188 nucleotides. Its product is annotated as malate dehydrogenase, putative. Gene Ontology annotation, molecular function: oxidoreductase activity, acting on the CH-OH group of donors, NAD or NADP as acceptor. Gene Ontology annotation, biological process: carboxylic acid metabolic process. NCBI's taxonomy places the organism in Eukaryota, Apicomplexa, Aconoidasida, Haemosporida, Plasmodiidae. The record is from RefSeq and is a predicted model, not a curated record. The transcript has a single exon. The coding region runs from base 247 to 1188 and encodes 313 amino acids.